UUGAAACAACCAGGGGCAGGUCGACAGCAAGGAAACCAUAAUCAUUGAAAAUGAAAAGUACAGCGUCCGUAUCGUAACCCAAGAGGGGUAGAGUGAUGAUAGUAUGAAUGUGUUCUUAGGUUCUCUGGCCUACUACUGCAGCUGCGGCUGGGAUUUUCUUGAUCCACUUUCACAAUUUGGGAAAAAAGGUCAUUUGACGCGCACAAACGAAGAGUUUUCCAUUUCAGUGACAUUGGCCAACAUGUAAAUGAUAAUGAAGCAGUGCCAUUAUGAUUCGCCCACAUGUGCAUACUCUCAGUAAUGCAACACAUUGCCCCGUACCUGUCCACAGGUGACUGAUCCACUAGAAAGUACAUGGAAAACAUCACCAACCAGCAGACAGACACUUGGCUUUAACCCUCGACCUUCCUGUCUCCUCUGUCUAUGGGUUAAAGUUUAAGAGUCAAAGCUUACUCACUUAUCAUCCCUAGAGAAGCCUUAGAAGUCUGACCUUUGAGAAUCAGGACCUGCCUCUGCCUGACAGGGACCCACAAGGCUUAUGGGACAGUGUGCACACAAGGAACUCAGGGGGCGUGGUAGCCAGACUAAGUUGUUGACACAUCCGUCUCAAAAUGGAUGCAGCUUUGACUGACAGCUGCACGUCCCCACCCAGCCCUGAUUUUAGUCUGGACUCAUCCAGUCCGUUUGCAAAUGGACUGCACUUUGAGUCAAUACUGUUUGAAGAUGAGGACGAGGAUGAAGCUAUGGAUCCAGAGAUGGAGUCUCAACUAGAAGGAGCAUCAUGUGGCUCAACGAAAGAACAUACAACAAAUGCAAAUUUGAAGACAAAAUUGGGUGUCAAGUCUAGAAACAAAAUUUCAAAUGCUCGAACAUCUCUGGGGCAAAAAGCUGUAUUUAAAGACAAGUCUACAAGUGAUUGUGGGCUUUCUUCUCUUGUGAGCAGGUCUGCUGGGAUUAUAAUGACAAAAAAAUUAAAAACAAAGGCUCUACCACCAGUGAAAUAUUUGGAGGGUGAAGUAAUAUGGGCUAAAUUCAACCGUAGACCAUGGUGGCCAUGUCAGGUGACUGUUCACCCAGUUGAGGGAGUUUACCACAGAAUUAAAGAGCCACCAAAUAGGACCAAUCGUCAGUAUUUCCUCAAGACAUUUGGGGAACCUGAAGAACAGGCAUGGGUCCCUGAGCAAUCUACUCAUAUAUUUGUGGGUGGAUAUCAGUUUAACAAUCUCCCUUUUGUGAGAGGAAGUGGACGCCAACAAGAUGAAAACACCAGACACUCUAUACCCAAGCGUUUUCUGAACUCUUGGAGAGCUAGUGUGGUUGAAGCAGAAGCACUUCUCCUGGAGAAGCCAAGGGUCACCACUCCCUGCUCAGACUUCACCAAAACAAUCUCUGAAGGAACUUCAAAUAACACAGAAAACAAAUUGUCCGUGCCAGUGAAAUUACCCAACUUUAGUCCUCUGACCAAUGGAACAGUUACACAAAAAGACCAUCUGAACACCUUACCACAUAAUCAGGGGUCUAAAAACAAAAAGAAACGGAGAAAGAGAAAAAAAUCUGAGGAAUUUCUUUGUGAGAAGGAUAAGAUUAUGGAAGCUUUGGACAGUCCCUACUCUGACAUUGAUUCUGUACCACAGAUCCGAAGAUGUCCCAAAAGCACUGAGCAAAUUUCGAAGCACUGCGCUGUUAAUAAUCAGUCAAACUCAACCUCAAGUCAACUAACCAUUGCAAAUGACAAAGAAGUAAAGAAGAACGUGGAGAACCAGGGUGGCCUUUGGUUUAUGAAGUGCCUUCCAGCAAGUAGUCGACUGAUGACAAGAGCACUGAAGGCGAUGGAGGAGGCUGAGUGGAUGAAGAAACAACUGGUAAACCAAGAGUCAGCAUCAAAUGUCGAAACAGAGAAUUGUGUAUCUUUUUCUGUUGUUACAAUGCCUGAAACAACAGAUGUAGACAACCAUGUCCCUUCACAGAAGAUGCCAACUACAGCAAGAUGUGAUCUGAAAGUGGACUCAAAAAGUAACAUGCGCACCCAGUUAUCAUCGGAUCUUCUGAGUUGUAAAGAUGAUGCAAAUUUAGUCAAAUCUGAAGAUGAAGCUUCUUUGAUAUCUCAAGCACCUGUUGCCUUUCAUUCAUCUAAAUGCAAACAAGAGAGUCAUGCUUCCGAUUCAUCUUCUAGUUCUACUCAAUCUUUGCGCUUAAAGAUGGAAGAUGUGGAAAACAUGAAAGAAAUAACCUUCAAAUCAUUAGCAAAUGAACAGAGUGGCCAGCCUUUGUCAUUUCAUCCUGAUGCAAACUAUAAGUUUAGCACAUUCCUAAUGAUGCUCAAGGAUAUGCACGAUAGCCGGGAAAAAGAUGGAACCACAUUGGUAAUAGAACCGUUACCCGUAAAUGAACUUAUUAAAGAGGAGCCAUCACUGAUUCUGGACGUAAAAGAUGAGAUGAACACAGUAAGCACAGUGGAUCAACAAAAAUGUCAACUGGGCAAAACUCCAUCAAAACAGAAGAUGAAACCAAAGUCUGGGACAAAUAUGAUCCCGGAAAUUCAGCUGACCUCUACUGUGUCAAAAAAUACUCAAAGACCUAGCAAAAAAAAUUGUUCAAAAAAGAAAACCACUGAGAUCACAGCAAAUGUCCACUCAAAAGAUACAUUUGACAAACUGAUAUCUGAGCACCAUCCGCCCUCAGAAGAACCAGACACCAAGUUCUCGGCUAAUGUGCCUAAAAAGCGUUGGCAAAAGUUUGACCAAGUCAGUGACAAAGUGUUAAAUGUAGUCAAAGUUACUUGUAUUCAAGAAACAGAACAAUUACCCUCAGAAAAUUGUGACGUUUUGGUGGGUGAUACAAAUAAGUCUUGUCCAUUUGUGCCUGGGAAGGAAACUACAAUCAAUGCAUCUGAAAAUACUCAAGACAACUGUCAAAAAAAUGACAUCCCAACAGAAUGCAAACGUAUUAGAAAACCUAGCAAAAGACUCAUAGAAUGGACAGAGGAAUACGAUCAAUUGUUUUCCACUAAGAAGAAAGCAAAAAAGAAACCUGAGUCCUUUACUAAGGUUGAAAACAAUAACUGCAGUGGCCCAGUGGAGAAAACAUCUGGCGAAAGUAUGCAGAAACCUCAGGUGACAGAACAAGGUGUGUCAAGGCCCCUGCCAGAAUUACAGACUCCUCCUCCAGAAGACCUGUCUCGGAGCACUCCUUCAAUAAAUCCCACGCCAUGUCAAGAGAGACAGGUGUUGUCUGUAGACACUCUUACUCCACCUCCAGAAACAAUUCCAUCACCAUGUGCUGAAAUUUGUCAUAAGGAGGAGCUUCAAAAACAAAAUGCUAUAGCCACUGGUGAUGGU
Messenger RNA from Sinocyclocheilus grahami, 3338 nucleotides. RefSeq names its product histone-lysine N-methyltransferase, H3 lysine-36 and H4 lysine-20 specific-like. The transcript is spliced from 11 exons. The record is from RefSeq and is a predicted model, not a curated record. NCBI's taxonomy places the organism in Eukaryota, Metazoa, Chordata, Actinopteri, Cypriniformes, Cyprinidae. The annotation marks the transcript as partial.